Molecule: messenger RNA, 1935 nt
Organism: Acanthochromis polyacanthus (spiny chromis)
Lineage: Eukaryota; Metazoa; Chordata; Actinopteri; Pomacentridae
Product: follistatin-related protein 1-like
Exons: 11
Coding region: 438-1352 (304 amino acids)
Biological process (GO): multicellular organism development; cell differentiation; regulation of BMP signaling pathway
Molecular function (GO): calcium ion binding; protein binding
Source: RefSeq, a predicted model, not a curated record
GUUGUUACUGAAAUAAGUAAAAGGGCAAAAACGUUUCUUUAGGGUUAGGGUUAGGGUUAGGGUUAGCUAUGAAUGGGAGUCAAUGGUAAGUCCCCACAAUGAUAGGAAAACACAGUGUGUGUGUGUGUGUGUGUGUGUGUGUGUGUGUGUGUGUGUGUGUGUGUGUGUGUGUGUGUGUUAGUGUGUGUUUGGGGGAGGAGUUUGUCCUCAGAACAGCUGCUCUUCCUUCUUUCUUUCCUCUUGUUUCUUUCAGACGUUGUUUCUCUGCAGAUGGACUCACUGCUCCCAUUCUCUGAUUCUUUGAUUCUCUCAUGUAAAAAUAUUUCUGCUCUUCAUCACAUCCACACUUUGUUGGAUUUCUGAAUUAAAAAUUAGUUUCUGUUCCCCCAACUGACUGUAAAGCGACUGAAUGUUUGGAGCAACUGGUUGAUUUUACGAUGUUGACCACAUCUGUCCUGCUGCUGCUCGUCUUCUCCGCUGUAACCUCGUCUCCCGUCGUUCUGGAUGCCUCGGUGUGUUCCAGGACGGUUUGUGCUGCAGGUAGAGUUUGUGUUUCUACCGUCAGAGGAGAACCAGAGUGUCGUUGUUUAGAGCGCUGUGACUCGUCUGAACGUUGGGUUUGUGGCAGCAACAAUAAAUCCUACAGGAAUCAUUGCGAGCUGCACCGAGACGCCUGCAUCUCCCAAACCAAGAUCCAUGUGGAGCACCGAGGACGAUGCCUGGAAAAACCUCCAAAGUCAGACGUGAGUCCCAUUGUAUGUUUCCUGUCUGACCGUGAUUGGCUGAGAGAACAAGUGAUCCAGUGGAUUCAUAGAGAGGCCGAAUCAGACCAGGCGUCCCUGAACGCAUCAUCAGCCAGCAGCCUCCUGCAGACCUACUUUCAGACGUACGAUAACGGAGAUUCUCAGCUCGAUUCUGAAGAGUUCCUGAGGUUCCUGAAUCAUAACGAAACGUCUCUGAAUCUGACGUUCUCCAACACUCUGGAGACAAACCUGCUGCUCAGGUCUCUGUGUGUCGACGCUUUGAUCCAGCUGUCGGAUGAAAACGCCGACUGGAAGCUGAGUUUCAGUGAAUUUAUAAACUGUCUGACGCCGACUUUUCAUCCACCUGAGAGAAAAUGUGCUCUGGAGGACGAGGUGUUGGAGGACGGAGCUGAAACCCGCCUGGACUGUAAUAAAUGUGUCUGUGCUUGUGGAAGCUGGGUCUGCACAGCUCUGACCUGCAGCGGAGAACAUCAGGUGGAAGAAAACGUUCAGGAAGGAGGAGAAGACGAAGAGAUGAGCGAAGAAGAAUUCAGCAGGAGAGUCGCUGAACUCAACGCUUUACAGGAGACCUUCGCCAUGGAGACCUGAUGCCCCGCCCACUGCACUGCUGGCUCCUCUUUAAUGCCAGAAAGGGAGAAAAUCUCAGAAUUUACUUUGAUACAUUCAGAAACAUCUAUGCUUUUUGUGCUGAUUUAAGAUGUUUUUUUCACAUUUAUUUUAUAGCAUCUUAUUUUUGCUCCUGCAUUAAUUAUCAGGGCUGUAGUUUUAAAAUGGGAUGAUGGAAAAAUGACGAACUGUAACAGAUACUUCAAUUAUUUCUAACUUAUUUAUCAUUUACUGUCAGAUUUAUUCCUCAGCACUGGAAGCUGAAGGCUUUAGGAAACCCAUUAAUAUUUAGGAGCUUGCUUCUGUAAAAUAGGACCAGGUUCUGGUGAUUUAAUCGGCUUCUAAUAUUAGCUUUUUAUGUUGAUUUAUUAUUAGUUUCCCUUCAAGAGUCUCUCUCCUGGACUACAGUCCUAAAUUAUUGUUUUGUUUUUAUUUAUUGUUUAUCAUUUUACACAUUCCAAAGACUGGACUUCGUUUUGAAUGUUCCCAUUGUCAUUACUGAGAACAUAUAGGACAUUUUUGUUUGAUUUCACAAGUAUAAAAAUAAACAAAAAUGAGAAAAUCA